Molecule: messenger RNA, 662 nt
Organism: Folsomia candida
Lineage: Eukaryota; Metazoa; Arthropoda; Collembola; Entomobryomorpha; Isotomidae
Exons: 3
Coding region: 74-559 (161 amino acids)
Source: RefSeq, a predicted model, not a curated record
UGGCUCGUGUACUUAACACAGAUGUUCCAAUUGCAAAGUUACCCAGAUCCGAGGUUACCUUCAGCAUCGUACAAUGUCAUCCCUGCCCAAAAUAGUUCUCCUGAUUGCUCUGGCUAUUGCCCAGUGUCAAGGACAAAGCUGGGCAGAUUUCCAACGCAAGCAUGUCCUGGACCCUGCAGUUGAUUCUGGAUAUUCCGGGUGGAACAGGGCGUCGUGGAACACCUGGUUGCGAAACAGAAUUCCAUCCGACUAUGGAAGCAAGAACGUCAACAGUGUCGUCGUAAAACAACCGACAUCCCUGCUGAAUGACUUCAAGUUCACCAAUCCUGGGCAUUCCGCCGGCCCAGAUUUCCACUGGAGCAGUAUUCGUCUUUCAACCUACGUAAUGCAACUCGUAUCUGGAUCCGGUACAUAUGAUGCUUAUCGGUGUCCGGCUUGGUACGUUCUGGCCAGACUGGAUGCCAGCCAGCGACCCAUGCAUUACCAUGGUUACGCCGACAGUCAGCCUGCAACCGGAUCACUGCCCCUCAAUUUGGGAUCGUGCACAAAAAUUAAUUAAAUUGCAUUAAAAAUGUAUCAAAUUAAUACGAGCUUUGUAUCAGUACUAGCAAAAUGAAUAAAGCUAAAGACCAAAGAAACAUACAUAUAAAGGCUUCAAUAAA